AUGGACGAGACACAGCGGCUCUGCAUCAUAGUAUUUGGAGACCAGGCGGCCCCUUUUCACUCCGAGCUAGGGUCUCUCAUAUCACGCAAAGACAAUCAUGUUGUCGCCGCCUUCCUUGCCGAAGCAUACCGUAUCCUGAGAGGAGAAAUAGGGCAGCUGCCCCUAAAGGACCUCGCCGAGUACCCCAGGCCGGAAUCUACCUGCGUCGUGGGAAGCUGCAUCGGGCUUCUUGCCGCUGCCGCCAUCAGUUGUUCCCACAACGUUGUUGAGCUCCUCACAAUAGGUCCCGAGAUUGUACGACUCGCUUUCAAGAUUGGACUCCUGGUCGAGACCAGGACAUCGUCUUUGAUCUCGUCUCCCCCGCAACGAUCAACGUCAUAUUCCAUGGUGUUGGGAGGUGUGAACAAAGAGACUGCACUUGAGCUUGUUAGCAAAUACUGCGAAGAGAACCAUCUGCCGAAUUUGGCUAGGAUUUAUGUGAGUGCGGUCGGCCAUGACAGUGUCACGAUUUCUGGUCCAGAGGAGCAAUUGCAGCGUUUCUGUUCCAAGCCCUCAGGUUUCCGGUCCGCAAAGGUACCAGUGCGCGGUCUGUUUCAUUCUCCGCUACUUUACACAACCCGCGAGACAGAUACGGAGGUUGAAAGGCUAGCCGACCACGUCAAAGCUCGGGUUCCGCGACUCACGGUGCUCGCCAACUCGAAUGGCCAGCCGUUCACAAGCACAUCAUGCGAGAGUCUCCUCAAGGCUGCAGUCUGGGAAAUCGUUUCCAAGCAGCUACGAUGGGAUCUCAUCACGGAGAGCGCGGCCUCCGUUCUGUCAAAUGCCGAUGCCUCGGAAGCUGCCGUUCUGCCGUUUGCUUCGGGCAGUGUCGGUAGCCUUGUGGCGGCUCUGAGCCGCAAAGGUGACAAAGCUGUGCAGCUCGUCAACACCACAGCCUCAGGCGUUCCAGAAUCCAAGCGAUCAAAAAUCGCCAUCAUAGGGUUUUCUGGUCGGUAUCCAGAAUCGGACAACAACGACGAGUUUUGGGACCUGCUGUUCGCUGGCCUUGACGUGGUCAAGGACAUCCCCAAGUCUCGUUUCGAUCCCUGGCUUUACUACGAUCCCACUGGCAAAAAGAAGAAUACAAGUGGCGUCACGAAGGGGUGCUUCGUGAAGACACCUUGGCUAUUUGAUGCGCGCUUCUUCGGCCUCUCGCCAAGAGAAGCAGAGCAGGCGGAUCCUGCACAGCGUCUCGCCAUGAUGACAGCGUACGAAGCCAUGGAAAUGGCAGGGUUCGUCCCAGACGCCACGCCAUCGUCACGACGAGACCGAGUGGGUGUCUUCUAUGGCACUGCUAGUGAUGACUACCGCGAAUGCAACAGCGGACAAGACAUUGACACGUACUUUGUUCCUGGAGGAAGCCGCGCUUUCCUGCCUGCUCGCAUCAACUACCAGUGGCGCUUCAGCGGCCCCAGCUUUGAUGUUGACACGGCCUGCUCAUCGAGCCUUGCGGCCAUUCAUCUGGCAUGCACAAGUCUCUGGCAGCGUGACUGUGAUACAGCCAUCGCCGGAGGCACGAACAUCCUGACCAAUCCUGACAACUGGGCCGGGCUGGACAGAGCGCAUUUCCUCUCGCGCACGGGCAACUGCAAUACCUUUGAUGAUGGUGCCGACGGAUAUUGUCGAUCAGAAGCCGUCGCUACUGUCAUCCUGAAGCGCCUCGAAGACGCCGAGUUGGACGGCGACCCAAUCUUUGGCACCAUCCUUGGCGCGUACACGAAUCACUCCGCCGAGGCCAUAUCCAUGACGAGACCGCAUUCCGGGGCCCAGCGUGCCAUCUUUAACAGAAUUAUGACAGGCGCUGGGGUCGACAGCAAUGACGUGACCUACGUCGAAAUGCAUGGCACGGGGACCCAGGCAGGCGACGCCUGCGAGAUGGACUCCGUGCUGAGCGUCUUCAACCCCGAGCCGGGCGUGCGACGACCGCAGUCUCUGCAUCUUGGCUCUACAAAGGCAAAUAUCGGCCACGCAGAAUCUGCCUCCGGUGUCUCUUCCUUGAUCAAGGUCUUGAUGAUGAUGCAGAAAGACGUCAUUCCUCCACACGUGGGCAUCAAAACGCGCAUCAACAGGAACUUCCCAACGGACUUGACGCAGCGCAAUGUCCACAUUGCUCUCAAGCCGACAUCUUGGCCCAGACCGGCAGACAAGAUUUUUGGGAGAAGGGCUUUUGUGAACAACUUCGGUGCCGCCGGUGGAAACUCGUCGGUUCUCAUCGAGGAUGCACCGCUAAAACCCGCUUUGAUGAACGAUGCGCGACCACUGCACAUGGUUGCGGUGUCCUCCAAGACCCAAACAGCUCUGAAGAACAAUAUCCGCGCUUUGCGAGAAUAUCUGGAUGCUCAUCGCCAGACAGCGUUGUCAUCGCUCUCUUACACUACGACGGCGAGACGCAUGCACCACGGCUUCAGAGCCAUGGUUUCCGGAGCAAGCAUCGACGAUGUUUGCCGGGGUCUCGAGGCAGCGGAAACAAAAGAAGGCUAUCUCUCUACCGCCGCGGCUAAUCCGGCCACUGCAUUUUGUUUCACCGGCCAAGGGUCACAGUACCUGACCAUGGGCCACCAGCUGUUCGACAUUCCGCAAUUCCGAUCCAUCAUCACAGGUCUGGACGAUAUCCUGCGCCUCCAGGGCUUUCAGUCUAUCAUGCCAAUCUUGGACGGAACUUGUGUGACUCCUAUGGAAGAUCUCUCCCCAGUUGUGCUCCAAUUGUCCAUAACGUGCCUUCAGAUGGCGCUCGGCAAGUGGUGGAAGAUACUUGGCAUCGUCCCGACAGCUGUUGUCGGCCACAGCCUCGGCGAGUACGCCGCUUUGAACACUGCCGGAGUUCUUUCCGACGCGGACACGAUACACAUUGUCGGUACCCGGGCGGUCCUUCUCGAGAAGCAUUGCGCGAUGGGAACACAUUCCAUGCUCGCGAUCAAGGCCUCACUUGCGCAAGUUCACUCUUUCAUCGAGUCAGCCACCGGGUUGGAGGUUGCCUGCAUUAAUGGGCCGUCCGAGACCGUUGUAGCCGGUACUAUCGAUAGCAUCGGCGCGCUUUCUGAUGCCCUAUCCAAGCACAGCAUCAAAGGAACUCUCCUUAAGGUGCAAUUUGCCUUCCACUCGGCGCAAGUGGACGGGAUGCUCGACUCGUACCGCCAGGCGUGCGAAUCCGUUACCUUCGAGGACCCCAUCAUUCCCAUCCUGUCAUCGUCAACAGGCAAGGUCAUGACGAAGUCUUCCGACUUUGGCUCUCCAGCAGAGUAUUUGGCGAGCCAUUGCAGGCAGACAGUCAAGUUUUCUGAAACUAUACUGCAAGGCAGCCAGGAAGGAAUCAUCUCGGAAAAGACGAUCUGGAUCGAGGUCGGUCCCCACCCAAUCUGCUCCAACAUGGUGAAAAACACGCUUGGACCCAAGGUUCGAGCUGUCCCGAGCUUGCGACGCGGCGAGAGUGCCUGGCAAGUGAUGGUUGCAACACUCACGUCGUUGUAUGAGUACGGCCUGUCGAUCAACUGGAGCGAGUAUCACAGCGGGUUCAAGAACUCCGUCUCCGUCAUUGGUCUUCCCGCGUAUCAGUGGGAACUGAAAGAGUUUUGGAUUCCGUACAGGAACGACUGGUGCUUGACCAAGGGAGAUGCCCCGAGCGUGCCACUUGCGCUGCCCCCGGCAAUCGAAGAACCCGGGAAGAUAUUCACAGCAUCCGUUCAGCACAUCACCGAGGAGAAGAGCUCGUCCACCGUUUCAUCUAUUACGGCCCGCUCAAAUGUCAAAUACCCUGAUUUACUGGCGAUCCUCAAUGGGCAUAGAAUCAACGGUCGGCCCAUGUGCCCGUCUUCCGCGUACGCCGACAUGGCGCUGACGCUCUUCUCUCGGCUUCUUGACAGAUCUAGUCUGCCUGACAAGACCGAACUUUGCGUGGGCGUCUGCAACAUGGCGGCAGAAAAGACGCUUCUUUUAACCGAUGACCCCGUUCAGCUCAUUGAACUCAAGGCUGUUGCCGACUGGUCAAGCAAGACGGCCACCUUUUCGCUUUCUAGCAUCACCGCCCAGGGCAAGGCCACUGCUACCAAUGCCAGGUGCACUGGUACGUUCACCAACAGGGCUCAUGGGGUAAAGGAGUUGAAGCGACGCGACUUCCUCGUCAAGUCGAGAAUAGAGCAGUUGCAGCAGGCUGUACACGGUGACGAUGAGUCCGUUCAUCUUCUCAAACCGGGGCUGUUUUACAAGCUCUUUACCUCGAUUGUCGAAUACGACAGCCCGUUCAGAGGCAUACGCGAGGUCAUCAUGAACUCCUCAGGACUCGAAUGCACAGCCAAGGUCAAGUUCAACACGUCGCCUGGGGAGGGUGACAAGUGGAAGUGCCCGCCGUAUUGGAUCGAGAGCUUGGGACAGAUCACUGGUUUCUCCCUGAACGGAAACGAUGCGCUUGACUGCCAGAACUUUGUCUACAUCAACCACGGCUGGAGUAGCGUCCGGUUCCUGAAGGAGCUGUCACCGACCGAGACGUACAGAACAUACAUCAAGAUGGAGACUGAGGAUGGCAUUUCGUAUGCCGGAGACUUGUACUUUUUCGACUCCAGCAUGGAGAUUGCCGGCAUCUACGAGGGGGUUGUGUUCAGUUCUCUCAAUCGAAAGAUGUUUGAGAAGAUUGUUCCUCGCCCCGGAGCACCAGUAAAGGCUCCAAAGGCAGACGAGAAGGUUAUGCGGGACCCUACCCGUGUCAUCGAAGAAGCUCCGCGAGUCGAGCAUGCGACCACGAUGCCGGCGCCGAGCCCAGAUGAGGCAAAGGCCCCAGUGGCGGACGAUGUGCCUGCGAGGAUCAGAGCAUUGCUUGCUGAUGAGGUCGGAGUGUCCCUUAGCGAGCUCAAGGAUGAUGACGACCUUGUCACGCUUGGUGUCGACUCCUUGUUGGCACUGACGAUAUCGGAUCGCAUCCAGGAAGAACUGGAUGCCACCAUCGACUCUACCGCGUUUCUUGAGAGUAUUACUGUUCAAGAGGUGAUUGAACGCAUCACAGGGAUAUCGACGCCGUCCAUUGACGAAUCCUCCGUGCCAACUACUCCUCCAUCAAGCAGUGGCAUACUAGACGGCCCCGAUGAUGCGGACACUUCGCCAAUGUCAAGCGCUGACGAGAGCGACAUUGUCAAAGUCAUUCAGGAGAAGCCCGUCGGCCCUGCAAUCAAAGCGACAUCGGUGCUACUGCAAGGCUAUCCCACCACUGCCGUCAAGAACCUCUGGCUCGUUGCUGACGGCUCCGGCCUUGCAACGUCGUAUCUGAACCUCCCCGACGUUGAUAUACGGCACAUUGCCGUUUAUGGCCUGAGCAGCCCCUUUGUCAAGCGCACCGAUGGCAUGUCGCAGUACUCGUUCGCCGACCUCGUUGAUGCGUACAUUGCAGAGAUUCGUCGUCGACAGCCGCACGGCCCAUACUACCUCGGCGGAUGGUCUGCGGGUGGUACUUGUGCCUUUUUGGCCGCUCAACGCCUGGUGGAUGCCGGCGAGACAGUCGAAAGGCUGAUCCUCAUCGACAGCCCGAACCCCAUAGGGCUGGAAAAGCUGCCAUUCAGACUCUUCGACGACUUUAACAGGCUAGGCGUGUUUGGCACGUCCGGGCGCAGCCCGCCAGAGUGGCUGAAGCACCACUUUGAGGGUUUCAACACCAUGCUGCACGCUUACGAGCCGGUGCCUUUCCAAGCAAACAGCGCGGGCCAAAGACAACUCAAGACAUGGGUGGUUUGGGCUACUGACGGCGUGGCCGCAGAUGGGUCGGUUGAGAUUCUCCCCAGUGACCCGCCGAAUGUGCCGUGGCUGCUGAGGAGUAGGCCUGAGUCGGUGCUCGGGCCGAACGGCUGGGACCAACUCGUCGGUCGUGAGAACAUGACGAUUGAGAAGCUUCAGGGCGCUCAUCACUUCAAUAUGCUGAACGAACCGUCGGCCAAGGGGGUCAGUGAGUUUCUUGCGAGGGCGAUGGCUUGA
Messenger RNA from Purpureocillium takamizusanense, 5991 nucleotides. Its product is annotated as Type I Iterative PKS. The record is from RefSeq and is a predicted model, not a curated record. The transcript is spliced from 3 exons. Gene Ontology annotation, biological process: fatty acid biosynthetic process; secondary metabolite biosynthetic process. Gene Ontology annotation, molecular function: fatty acid synthase activity; 3-oxoacyl-[acyl-carrier-protein] synthase activity. The coding region runs from base 1 to 5991 and encodes 1996 amino acids. NCBI's taxonomy places the organism in Eukaryota, Fungi, Ascomycota, Sordariomycetes, Hypocreales, Ophiocordycipitaceae.